GGUAGUGAAGCCCGCGACCCGGUGCCGUGCAGAAGUGAGAUGCCGCUCAGUCCUGUGGAAGAGGAAGUGGACGGUGUCGAGGAUGCCGAGUGGGAUGAUUUUGACCGACUCCUCGCCGAGUACAAGGUGCGGCGUCGCAACGUGCCGCCCUCCCCCGUGCUGACGCGGCGCUACCUGGAGCAGCGGCAGGAGUCAGCAUUUUACCCGUGUCCACCGUCCGCCACCCCCCAGGAUCCCCUGGACCCCUACUCCGAAUAUGUGCCUUCCGACUCGAUGUAUGGCCGCUAUACAAAAGAGCUAGGAGAAUUUGCCAAAGAAGAAGCACUUAAAUUAGAGAAACAAAGAAGAAAAGAAGAAAGGUUAAGAAACGAAGAGCUCCACAAAUACAGAGGAAAAUGUGCAUCAAAACUCGCCUCCGCUUUUGGAUUUAUCUGGAAGCACACCUUCGCGAAGCUGGGGGAAGAUUGGGUGUUCUUGGCUCUGUUGGGUCUGAUCAUGGCCUUCCUGAGCUUUAUCAUGGAUCAUGGCAUCAACAUGUGCAACAAAGGUCGCAUCUGGCUCUACAGAGACCUGACCACCCAUCCCUUCGCGCAGUACAUGGCUUGGGUAGCUCUGCCUGUCUGUCUCAUCCUGUUCUCCGCAGGAUUCGUUCACAUUGUGGCUCCACAGUCUAUAGGCUCUGGGAUCCCGGAGAUGAAGACAAUCCUGCGGGGAGUGUCACUCAAAGAGUACCUGACAUUCCGCACUCUAGUGGCCAAGGUUAUAGGCCUCACUGCCACCCUUGGCAGUGGAUUACCUUUGGGUAAAGAGGGUCCUUUUGUACAUAUAGCAAGUAUCGCUGCAACCCUCUUGUCAAAACUAGUCACAUCAUUCCAGGGGAUUUAUGAGAAUGAAUCUCGCAACACCGAGAUGUUGGCUGCUGCCUGUGCUGUUGGGGUGGCCAGCUGCUUCGGGGCUCCUAUUGGAGGAGUGCUAUUCAGUAUUGAAGUAACCACAGUGUAUUUUGCGGUGAGGAAUUACUGGCGAGGGUUCUUCACAGCCGUGUGUGGGGCGACCGUGUUCAGACUUCUAGCUGUGUGGUUUCAGAAGGAAGACACUGUUAAAGCUUUCUUCCAAACAAACUUCACCAUGGAUUUUCCUUUUGAUCCACAAGAGCUUGUAGUUUAUUCACUUAUGGGGGUUGUCUGUGGGCUGGGAGGAGCCGGUUACGUAUGGUCACAUCGCCAGUAUGUUCUUUUCAUGAGGCGUAACAAGAAAAUGAAUAGUUUCCUGCAGAAAAAUCGGUUCCUGUACCCCGGGAUUGUAGCUUUGUUGGCAUCCACAGUGUCAUUCCCUCUCGGCCUCGGACAGUACAUGGCAGGUGAUCUCAACACUCAUGACCAGGUUGCCGGGCUAUUCAGCAACUUUACAUGGACCAAGGGUUACAUAUCAGUGGAGGAGUCCGAUAUUCUUCGCCACUGGACCACCAAAAACACAGACGUGUUCGUCAGCCUCUGUGGCUUCAUGUUGUACACUUGGUUUUUCUCUAUUGUGUGUUCCACCAUACCAGUACCCUCUGGUAGUUUCAUCCCUGUCUUCAAGAUAGGAGCUGCAUUCGGCCGUGUUGUGGGAGAACUAAUCCACUUGUCUUUCCCUAAAGGAGUCAGGCAUGGAAAACUCAAUACUCCAAUAAUACCAGGAGGGUAUGCCACAGUGGGUGCAGCAGCCAUGGCCGGGGCAGUUACUCACACUAUCUCUGUUUCUGUCAUUGUGUUCGAAAUGACUGGUCAGAUCACACACAUCAUACCCAUUAUGAUUGCUGUUUUGAUUGCGAAUGCCAUAGCAGCUUUACUUCAACCCUCCCUUUAUGACAGUAUUAUUCUGAUAAAGAAACUACCUUAUCUGCCAGACCUGUUACCUUCAAGUUCAGGAAUGUACAACAUUUAUGUUGAAGACUUCAUGGUAAGAGAUGUGAAGUUUAUAUGGCAUAACAUGAGUUAUCACGAGCUCAAGUCUGUACUCAAGGAAAACAGAAGGUUACGAGUAUUUCCACUUGUUGAAAAUCCAGAUACAAUGAUAUUACUGGGGUCCAUCCAGAGGAUUGAACUGAUAAAAGUUAUUGAGCGUCACGUGGGCAGAGAGCGAAGAUUACAAGUAGUGGCUCAGUGGCAGAAGGAGGCUCAGGAAAGAGCCAGAGAGGAGGAGAAAAAGAGGAGAGAGUCAGAGCAGAGACAAAGGCGACCAUCCAGGUUUGAGGUUAUCCCAGCACCAGACAUUCUGCGAGUCAAACAGAUGAGCAACCAAGAACUGGACAGUGGACUGCAGCCCCACUUUCCCAUAUUUGGAUGUCAACCAAAGAAAUCUAUUCUCAAGAAAACAAACUCCUUUAAUCUGAGGAACUUCAGUCCUGUUCUAACUCCUACGGUAACACCUUACACAACAGUGACUGGAGCCGAGAGCAGGAUCCGUAUGGCAUUUGAGGCAAUAUUCCACAAGUCUGCCACCCUGCAGGAUGUGGAGCCUGACACUGAAGCAGGAGUCGAGCUGCCAAGGUGCGAGGGUCUAAUACACAACCCAAAUCCCAUGAUCAUGACCCCAGCCAGCCCGGGGCCCUACAAGAAAGUUCAACUGCCCAAAGAAAGAGUGAUCGACAUGUCACCUGAAGAUCAGAAACAAUGGGAGGAAGAAGAAAUGAACCAGAAGGUGACCUUUGAUCAUUGCCACAUUGAUCCUGCUCCUUUCCAACUGGUGGAGAAAACUUCGCUGCUGAAAGUCCAUUCCAUUUUCUCCUUAGUUGGAGUAAACCAUGCUUACGUGACAGCUAUUGGCAAACUCAUUGGGGUUGUCGCACUCAAGGAGCUGAGGAAAGCUAUUGAAGAUUCUAACUGUGGAAACGUGCCAGCGUCUCAACAACAGCAACAGCAGCAGCAGAGUCAGGCUCAGCAGCAACCCCCACAUCUGCAGUCAGCUGCUGAGCAUUUACUGAGCAACGAGAAGAUAACAAAUAAUACUUCAAUAAACAGUACAAUAUCUAUUGAUAGUAGUUGAAAAUGUAUUAGUUAGGUACAGGUAAUUCUUAACUCAAUCGAUAGUGAAAUGAUAACAUAUCAAAUAUGUUUAUUUUCUCGCAAAGAAAGUUAGCAAGUCGUAAAAUUGUAUUGCAACAUUGCAGCUGUGAACAUUAAAUAUAAUUUAAUUUAUUUUCAUAACUGUUAGAAAAUUGUAAGGAGCUACGUAUUAAGUGCAAGUAAUUUACCUACAAAAUAUUAUCAUUUAAUAUUUUAAGGUGCCAAAAAGUUACCAUUUUGUGAUUACUAUUUUUCUAUAAAUAUUUACUAUUUUGCUACAAAACUGUUAAUGCAGUUUAAUAAAUAAAAAUAAUAGUUUACUUAGCUUUUAAAGCAUUAAGUAUUAUUUAGUUUAAAUGGUAAUUAAAUGAAUUAUUUAAGUUAUUUAUUAAGGAAUCCAGUCUUUUUCUAGAAAUAAAAUAACAUGGAUUACAGUACUUUUAAAUUGUAUGAAAUAUAAUACUAGUUCAAAUACUGCAUUGAAUCAUUAUACAUAAUACUUCACUUCGAAAAUUUAAAAAUACAAGAAAACUGUAAUUCUCACACAUUAUUUAUGAACAAUGUUUCUUCAACUUACAAUGCCAAAAAUAUUAAACCACUUAAUUAUACACAGCAUUCAUACCAUACUUUUCUAUUUUGUUAGAACGUUAAAUGAAAAUAUAGUAAUACAUUACUUCACAUAUAAAUGCAGCAUACCUCUUCAAUAAUAGUUCAACAAAUAUGGGCUUUAAUUAAUCAAAACUCAAAGAAGGUCUUUAUGAAAACAAAUAACCUGUAAAUAUGGCCAAUCAAUGGGGGAUACAACUGAAUAGGAUAUAAUGCUUUAAUUUGACUGUACAAAAAUUUAAAAUGCAACCCCUACAGAAUAUUCAAAUCUUUUGUUUUGUUUCUUUCUGUUGAUUCUCCUAUGCAGAGCACCAGUUGUUUAUUUGUGCAACAACCAGAAAUGAAACAAAGCAAGUACAGAAAAAGGAGAAAUUUGAGGGUGAUUGACUGAUUACACUCCUCUAUUCAAAAUGAUACCAAUUUGGCUCUAUUGAUAUAAACCAAUUACUAGCUGAUUUAUUUUAGUAUUUUCAAAAAUUGAGAUUUAUAUUCUUCGAUUAGGAGAAUGCAACCUUUACCACUCUGGUCCUUCUUCAAAUUGACUUUACCUUUUCAAGUCAGUAUUACAUCCAGUAGGAGUGCCAGAUCCCUUAUUAAUGUCAGGCCAAAGUACUCAGUAGGAUAUCAAUCUCCUACUCAAGCUUCUUUGUCUUCUUAGCCAAUCAAAUUUUAAUGGAUCCGAAGCAUAUUUGUGACAGAUUUGGCGUCAGCCAGAUUUCAACUUUGGCCCUGUAACUACAAACCCAUCAACUGAAUAAUAAUAGGUUAUGUCUGCAUUUAUUUUUAUAUUCAUAAUUUUUUUGUUUAAUUAUUAGUUGAAGUUAUAAGUGAAAUAAUAUACAAAAUAUUCAAAAUUUAUUUUGACUAUUAAAUACAAUUUUUAUAGAAAUGAUCCCUUUUAUAGAACAUUUGGUUACAAGGAAAAAUACAGACAUACAUACAUACACAUACACAUAUAUGUAUGUAUAUAAUGUUAUAUUAUGUUGUAAUGAAAGUCAUGUUUUAUACAUUAAUUUGAAAAGAACAAAGUUCCAAUGUUCUAACUAUUUGGUGAUGUUAAAUAAUGCAAAAAAUAAUAAAAAUUGUUUUCGGAAAUUUUGUUUUUAAAGCCUAAUAGAUAACAAGUAAAACAGUUGAUGAGUAUAUCAAUGUAUAGUCUGUGUCUGCUAAUGAAAAUUGUCUAUUGAUUCUUACAGGUGAUAAUGGAUUGUUCUGUUCUAGAACAGCACCCUAUAAAAAUUACAGUUGUUCUAAGGUUGACUCAUAAUAUUUAGAUUGUCUACAUUAAUUCUGCUUCCUACUUACAUUUGUUACUUACCUGCCAUCGAUUCUGUACAACAUUGCUUGUACUGCUCCAUUGAGAACCAGCCAACUUAAGCAAACCCUCCCCUCCUACAGCACCCUAAAACUAACUAGCGUACAGCGCUGGUAGAUAUGGCAUUUUAUGGCUUUUGUCGGUGUGACACAUUUAUUUAAUCCACAAAAUGAUUACGUCCAUUAAUUUCCUCUAAUUUCACCCAUUUAUGGGUUUUCACAAAACUAUUAUAUACAACGCAUUACAUAAUUUAUUGUAUAUUAAUGUUGUCAGAAAUAUAAAUAUAUUUUCAACCAAUGGUUGUUAUUAUAUUUUGUCUAUAUGCUUCAUAAUAUUGUUUUGUUUUCCUUUAUU
Homalodisca vitripennis (glassy-winged sharpshooter) is the source of this 5322-nucleotide messenger RNA. It is a transcript of the gene ClC-a, whose product is annotated as chloride channel protein 2. Gene Ontology annotation, molecular function: voltage-gated chloride channel activity. Lineage: Eukaryota; Metazoa; Arthropoda; Insecta; Hemiptera; Cicadellidae. Bases 40 to 3027 code for a protein of 995 amino acids. The transcript is spliced from 20 exons. The record is from RefSeq and is a predicted model, not a curated record. Gene Ontology annotation, cellular component: membrane. Gene Ontology annotation, biological process: transmembrane transport; chloride transport.